Messenger RNA from Suillus discolor, 1962 nucleotides. RefSeq lists its product as uncharacterized. The coding region runs from base 1 to 1962 and encodes 653 amino acids. The transcript has 10 exons. The record is from RefSeq and is a predicted model, not a curated record. Lineage: Eukaryota; Fungi; Basidiomycota; Agaricomycetes; Boletales; Suillaceae.
AUGCCUCAUAACCCAUCAAUAGCUGUAUCUCUGCGCACACUGGAGCAUUACUGCCUCAUUCGCCUCCGGAAACCAUCAUUCAGCAUUGAAGCAUUUUCAAAGGUGAUAUGUGAUUCGUACUCAAUACCUUUCCACCGCAUGUACUGUACUAUAUUAUCCGAGAUGUUUGACAUUUACCUUUCUAUCCUCCAAGAUGUUGAUAGACAGGUCUCGGUAGCCCUUGGACGUGAUUCCCCUGAUUGGCGCGUGCUGAAUGCCUGUCCCCCAUGCUCGUACGAGCUGCGGAUGUAUGAUUUCAUCAACACCUUCAGCCAUGAAGUCCGCACUUGCCCCACACCUGCUGAACCUGUGCCCUUACAUAAUGACCCUGACAACGAGGACCUUGCUGUAUCAGACAUUGUGAACAAUGUGAAUGCCACUGACUGCAGUAAAAAUUGGAAGGCAGCUGCGUCAGAUGAGAAAAAGAGAAUGUGGGCCAUAUUUGAGGAGACUGGCAUAUUUGUUGGCGCCUGCAGACAUGGGCUCAUCCUAUGGUACACUGAUAUGAUGAGGAGUGGGGAACUGGCCAAAUAUCUGCUUGCCAUAGUCGCCAAGGUUCUUGCCAUCAUCGGAAAUCAUACCCUUGGUGCCUACAACAUAGGCUGUGGAUUUUCUGCAAUGGUCAAGGCGAGUUCACUGGGACCGGCCUUCACAGAGCAGGAGUCACAUUUGUGCAUUGACUCCUUCCAUAGAUUCGCUACUCACCAUCUGAAUUGUUGUACCUUCAUCGCGCAUAACUAUAUCUGCCAAACUCAACAUCAUCCUCUCAGAAUUGAGGGUGCUGGUCUUGAGGACUUUGGAGCUACAAAACAUAUUUUCAGUGCAUCGAAUGUGCUUGCGCCUGUCAUUCGCUAUGCUAGUUCAUACCGCCACCAUUGGGAUGAAGAGAAGUAUAUGAACCUUGGUACUAUGUUACUCAAUAACUAUUGCCAGGCACUGCACAUCAUAUCGACCGAUACUCUGGCAUUGAGGGAGGCCAUGGCCUCCCUCAACAUUCAGCAAGGGAACAUUGAGCAGUGGCAUUCAGAAGAGAUUGAGUAUUUCCACGCUCUCAGGCAAGAGCCUGAGUGGGAUGUGCACGCUGUUGUGUAUGUGGAGUUACUUCAACAGCUACAAGAAGCAGAUGCUCAGGCCUCAGCAGGCUUUACUUCCUUUGUUUCUACCGCCCCCGAGAACUAUCAAUUCAGAGCACCAUCUGAUGGAGAAUCCAACUUCUAUGCUGCAAAUCUGUCGCAAAUGCACAAGCUGGAGACUCAGCGACAGUGUGCAGCCGAAAGACUCGAUGCUACAUGUCAUGACGUUGUAACCAUGGAGGUGAAGCUAGGAAUUACGCAUUGUUGGCAGCCAUCAUCCCUGGAGUACCAAGAAACCCUCAAAUAUAUGUGCGUUUGCAAGUAUCACAAGGCAUUGGAUAAUCUUCAAUGCCUUGUUGUCCAGUGUCUGUUCGAGUUGCAGAGACUUAACGUCUCACAAACAGCAUGCUGCCAUGCCAUUCAAAAUGCAGUUCAGAAGUACAAUGACACUGCUUCAGAACUACAACCCCUCUUCCUUGAGGAAUUUAACCUUCUCCACGAAACUCAACAGGACAUUCGCAACAAACCAUGGGCAAAGCCUGCUAUUCAGGAGACGAUGUGUCAGCAUCUUCACAUCUUACGUGCUAAGGAGGAGAUACUUAGAUGUAAUGUUGAAGUUCGCCGUCUGCAGACUGCUAUAUCGGCUGAGGAUCAAAUGUUUGUGCGCACCCUUGCCAGCCUCAAAGCUUUGCCCAUAUAUGUUGCCGUUGAUGCCUUUUGCACUCAGCGUUGUCAUAUCAAUGUUCACAUUCUCUCCUGCAUUACUCAGAUUCAAGCUCUCGAAGGUUUCACUGGAGACACAUCAUGUGGCAUCAGAGUUGGUGGGGGGGGGGGGUAUCACCCAUCAUAA